AUGUUUCUCUCUCAAAGUUUUAAUGUAGAAGUCGAAAAUGAUAAAUUCAAAGUCCCCAAAAUAAACGAUCAAGAAAUUGAGCAAAUCAAAUUGCAGAUUCAGCAUGCCAACGAAUUAAGAAAUAUAUAUGAAAACAAAUACAAAGAAAUUAUUUCUCUCAAACCUACAAUAUAUCAAGCUAAAGAAAGCAAAAAUAAAGAAAGAAUCGCUGAUUUAGGAAAAAAAAUAGAAAAAGUCCGAACUGAAAUUGAAGAGCAAUUUUCUAUUUCUCAAAAAGCCAAAGCGAAAGUGAAUAUUUCAAAAAGGAUGUUAUUCCAGUGCUUGAAAAAACUCUUCAGCUUUAUGAGAUCAACAAGCAAGAGACUGAAGAGCAGGUAA
Molecule: messenger RNA, 378 nt
Organism: Blepharisma stoltei
Lineage: Eukaryota; Ciliophora; Heterotrichea; Heterotrichida; Blepharismidae
Source: the annotation of a GenBank genome assembly